AUGCCUCGUUUGCUUGGGCGUCUUACUUACCAGACUUGGUAUCUUUUCUCGUGCUUCAUUCUCGUCGCUUGUCGAAGUAUUGGAGGAGAUAUAUUCCCUGGAUUCCAAAUUUAUGAACUGGACAACCUCAAUGAUGUUGCGGGUCUGACCUCGGCUUGCAAAACAGCCCUUUCGCAAACAAUCCGGUGUCACCCUUUCCUGAAGACCUUCAAGUCUCAAAACGUUGGUAAGUACAUUGAUGAUGCCAUGGAGGCCGACAUGAUCUGCGCCCCUAGCUGUGGAGACAGCUUGAAGAGCUGGUUCGACAACGUCUCCACUAGCUGCAUCAACCAAACUCUUGGUUUCUCGAAACCAUCAAGAAAUGGGGGCUACAUAUAUGCCGGAUACAAUCAGACCUGUCAUAAAGAUCCAGAGACGGGACAGUACUGUCAAAGCAUCAUUAACGAGUACCCUACCGUCGCGAGUAUAAGGUCCAUGUCUACAGCAGAUAUGUGUUCUUACUGCUUUAAACAGAAAUACAUAAUGAUGCAGGCGAGCGCAUACACUGCCUAUGAUGUACGGGCUCAGGAGAACCUAGAGAUUAUCAACAAGGAGUGUGGGCUGAAUAAAUCAACGGAACUGCCAGAACCAUUGGUCAAGAUCCCUGACUCGUCGAAGCCGAUGUGUCUGACGGAUAUGACCUACAUUAUACGAGAAAAUGACACAUGCGAUACAAUUGCGCUGGAGUAUAGCGUCGCGUCGGCCGCCAUACAAGGUGGAAACUCAGAACUCAUCUACGACUGUUCCUAUUUGAUCGCCGGCCGAGAAAUCUGCAUCCCGUUGAGCUGCGAGAACAUAUACACCCUACAGGACAACGACACAUGCUUCUCUAUUGAGGAUUCAGGCCUCGUCAAGUAUGGCGGUGUGCGCAAGUUCAAUCCCUGGCUCGACGGCAACUGCUGGCAUCUCCAAUCCGCACGACAGAUCCGAGGCAGCGUCAUCUGUCUCUCACCCCAGGGAGGCACGUACGACGACAAUAAGUUCGUCAGCAAUGCGAGAAGUUCCGGUCCUCCUGCUAGUACAGGCUAUACUUCAGAGCCUAUUGGUCCGCCGGAAAAUGCCACUGUCGCCGAGGGCUCCGCCUGGUUCUGCGGACUAUACCACACUGUUACUGAGAGCUUUUCUUGGAUGCCAAUCCUUCGUUGUCACCAGACGACUGCGAUGGAAGUCUCGUAG
Messenger RNA from Aspergillus melleus, 1215 nucleotides. RefSeq names its product LysM peptidoglycan-binding domain-containing protein. The record is from RefSeq and is a predicted model, not a curated record. Lineage: Eukaryota; Fungi; Ascomycota; Eurotiomycetes; Eurotiales; Aspergillaceae. The transcript has a single exon. The coding region runs from base 1 to 1215 and encodes 404 amino acids.